AUGAAUAUAAUACUUGAUAUAAUGGUUAAGAACUCAAACCUGAUCUCACGCCAGGCUUCUUUAAUUCCCUGUAUUCUGAUCUGUGAUAAAGGGAAUGCUAUGCGAUAUAAGAGCUCCAGAAUUAAUAGAUCCCAAUCGGCGUGUAUUGUGGAGAUAAUCCUCAUCGGUAUCGAAGCCUAUCAUACGGUUGAUAAUGAUUUGGGUCUCAUAUACGCGAGACAUGAAUUUCAACACUUUUACAAACUAUUGAAAAGUGUUGUCUUAAAACACGGCAUCGUUUUAGACUACAAACACAAACGCAAACUCGUGUUCACGGCUUGGGCUCUAAUAUUGCUAAACGUAUUCAACGCUGUCCUCGAAAUCAUUCUUCUGUAUCCGAUUGUCUUCGAAGAGAUCACCGAACAGUCAGAUCACGACAAGGCGUACAUCGAUUUGCCCAAACCAUUCGCGCUGUACUUCACGCUCACAAUCAAAGCCAUCGGUUGUAUUCAUUCCAAAGCGUUGGACACUUUGAUCAUAUAUUUCUCUCUACUGCUCACGUAUUAUAUGAUAACGUUUGGCCAAAUUGUCAAAGAGAUGUGCGCUUAUCUCGAAUACGUUAAUUGCAAUGCAGACAACACUAAAAGCGGAAACAAACUCAAGUCUUACUACUCUUUCGACGAGUUGAGGCAAAAGUAUAUAGCGUUACAGAAGAUGACAAUUUUGGCCAACAAUUGUCUGUCGCCAUGCAUUUUGCUCACUACCGGUUGUAAUGUAAUCGCCGUAAUGGGCGGCAUAUUCAUAGCGAUCGACGUGUUUGGCCAAGGUGCUAAUCUCGAGGAGGAGGAAGUGUUUGACUUAUUUAACGGAGUCAUAUGCGCCGCUUCUUUGAUUGUGUGCGGAAUAUUCGGCGACGAUAUCAUAAAGCAAACACAGGUUGCUUUAAGACAACUCGAAAAUAUCAACUUCAAUACAACUGGGGAUAAAGACUAUAGAAGUGUAUGUUUAUGA
Medioppia subpectinata is the source of this 990-nucleotide messenger RNA. The record is from the annotation of a GenBank genome assembly. NCBI's taxonomy places the organism in Eukaryota, Metazoa, Arthropoda, Arachnida, Sarcoptiformes, Oppiidae.